Brassica napus (rape) is the source of this 1634-nucleotide messenger RNA. Its product is annotated as transcription factor RHD6. The record is from RefSeq and is a predicted model, not a curated record. Bases 288 to 1205 code for a protein of 305 amino acids. Lineage: Eukaryota; Viridiplantae; Streptophyta; Magnoliopsida; Brassicales; Brassicaceae. The transcript is spliced from 5 exons. Gene Ontology annotation, biological process: regulation of DNA-templated transcription. Gene Ontology annotation, molecular function: protein dimerization activity; DNA-binding transcription factor activity.
UUACUGAACAUAAAUAUUGGGGUUGAUUUAAUGCCAGCUUCUUUUUUAAUUAGUUAAUCAAAUUCAAUAAACUAAAACAAAAAUCUUUAAAAAUGCAUCAUCAGUUCAAAUAUAAUAUUAGACAUAGACCACUUAUAUAAACCUUUACCAUAACAUAACUACAAACACACAAAAACAUUGUCUCUCUUUGCUUACCAAUAGACAACCUUUAAGCCACUUCUCAUACACGAGAGAACACACACAAAACCCUAAAACACUCAUCAACACCUUAAACUUAUUAGCGUCUAAUGGCACUCGUUAAUAACCAUCCCAACGAGCCAAAGUACGUGUCAAAACAAAACUCCUCAUCCCAAGAUCUCUCAUCACCGGAGAACGACGGAUUGGAUCAGCCUGACGCAGCUUAUGCCGGAGGACAUUCCGCUUCGAGCAGUAGCACGAUGAAUUCUGAUCAUCAGCAAAAUCAUCAAGGGUUAGUAUUUUACCCUUCUGGCGAAUCCGUUGAGGAUCACAACUCUUUGUUAGAUUUCAACGGAUCCUCAUUUCUUAACUUCGACCACAACGAUGAUCGUCAUGAGAGCUUUCCUCCUCCAACCAUAAGUUGCGGUGGUGUUAGCGGUGGCUUCUCUUUUUUGGAAGGCAACAACUUGAGCUACAGCUUCACAAACUGGAAUCAACAUCAUAUGGAUAUUAUUGGCCCUAGACACAUCGAAACUCCGGGGACAAACCAAGUCCAUAAAGACUGGUUAUAUUCUGAUUCAACUGUUGUAACCACUGGUUCUAGACAUAAGUCUGUCUCGCCUAAAUCCACUGGAAAUAAACGUUCUUAUACGGGGGAGAGCAGUCAACCACCCUCAAAGAAACCCACUAGCGGCGCAAAAGGGAAAGCUAAGCCUAAGCCAACAACUUCACCGAAAGAUCCACAAAGCCUAGCAGCUAAGAAUCGAAGAGAAAGAAUAAGUGAACGUCUCAAGAUAUUGCAAGAACUUGUUCCCAAUGGCACCAAGGUUGAUUUGGUAACGAUGUUAGAGAAGGCCAUUAGUUAUGUAAAGUUUCUUCAAGUGCAAGUUAAGGUACUUGCGGCCGAUGAGUUUUGGCCGGCACAAGGAGGGAAAGCUCCUGAUAUUUCUCAAGUUAAAGACGCCAUUGAUGCCAUCCUCUCUUCAUCACAACGAGGCAGGAAUUCGGAUCCCGUCACCAAUCAAUGAAGAGUCUGAAUGUAAUUUAAUUAAUUACUCAACAGUAAUUAAGUUGUAGUAAUAUCGGGAAGAACAAUGAUUCUCUCGAUAACUUCAACAUAAAGUUUAAAAUACGAUCCAAAGAUUAAAUAACGUUAAAUAUGUGAAAAAUCGAGAAGUUCUUAAUGCAUCUAUAUUGAAGACGAGACAAGAGACAUUCAAAGCACCGAUGAUCAGUUCGAUGUUGGGUCCACACGAGGAUGGAAUCUUUAUAUAGUAGAUAUAAGUAGUAAAACCUAAUAAUAUACAUAAAUAUGUAUCUUCUCUUGUCUGUUUUUUUUUCUGUGUGUUUUUAGUCUACCGAAUAUAAAUCUUGUAAUGGAAUUUUAAAUUCCAAGAAAUAAGUAAUAAAAUUCUGCACUUUUGGAUUUUUCCUGGGCAUUCACGUUCAGAGAAUCU